Molecule: messenger RNA, 868 nt
Organism: Ostreobium quekettii
Lineage: Eukaryota; Viridiplantae; Chlorophyta; Ulvophyceae; Bryopsidales; Ostreobiaceae
Source: the annotation of a GenBank genome assembly
GUGCAACAUGUCGUCAGCCACAGUGCCUGCCGGCCCAGAGGGCAGCCUUCAGGCACCCGUUCCACAGUCCUCUGUGUGGCUGCCCGGUCUUGCUCAAGCCGGCGCCUCCAACACCUUUGACUCUUCAUCCUUGAGCCCCAGUACUAUGAGGGCAAGGACAUCAAUGCACAGGACCUCAAUGACGCAGCAUUCUCGCCUCUAUGAUGUCAAGUCUCUACCUGGCAUAUCACCGUCAGGAAGCACAGGACCCAGAACUGGGAAAAGGAAGCAACCCGCAGCAUCCAGACUUCCUCCAAUUGAGUCAUCAGUCGAGACAAGUUCUAAGGAGCGUGAAGACACCAGCACCCGCAGCACCAUAUCCACCUGGCAGCAGUCCGAUUCAGACAAAUGGCCAUAUCCGGCAGGAAAGAGAACUAGGACAUCCACGCAGGAUGGGGAAUCGAAGGAAGGGAACGACCAGGGAUUGGACGCGAGCUCCAUAGCCAAUGUAAAGACCAUAGACGAUGUCAUCGAAUUUUACGGGAAGUAUGGGCAGGACGGUCCCAUCAAGUUCUUCUACUGCAACAGGGCCGACACAGGCGUUCUGUUUCGUCCGUACGACCUCGUGGUGGCGUCAAGCGAGACGUUGCAACCAGAGUACUUCACGGUCUCUGCCACGGGCGUAAUGCGCAUCAAAGAAGGGGUCCAUGCGGAAUUCACGCCCUUGUACGAGUUUGUACGUCACAAAACAAUAUUCGGGCUCUUGACAAUCAUACGGUUUUUCAAAUGCUACCUGGUUGGGAAGUUCUUCAGGAGGUGGCACAAGGUGCGAUAUGCGGACGGAAUGGUUGAUGUUGGGCUCGGCUCGCACACACAUCGCAUCUUAUGA